CCUGGGGGCGGGGGCGGACCUGCAAAGCUCUCCCUCCAGAAGCCCAUCCUCUGCUUCCCCUCGCUUAGGACCCUGCGGACACCGCGUCCCGCGUCCACGCCCUCCCCUCAACCCACUUCCACCCUUCAAAAGAAGGACCGUCCCAGACACCACGUCCUAGGGCCAGAGGACCUGCCCCACGACAGCUGGUGGAGACACCCCUGACCAGAGAGACUGACAACGCGACAGGACCCGCCUCUCUGCUUCCACCUCUCAGGGACCUCCUCUGCUCUGCCGCCACUCGAAGUGCUGGGGGACCCAGCUGCCUGUCGCGCUCCUGCGGGGGGAACCCUCGGCUAGGCAGCCAGCUGGCGCCCGCGUAGAUGGCGAGGAGCCCCCAAGGCCUCCUGAUGCUGCUGCUGCUGCACUACUUGAUGGUCGCCCUGGACUAUCAUAAGGCAAAUGGAUUUUCUGCAUCAAAAGACCACCGUCAAGAAGUUACAGUGAUAGAGUACCAAGAGGCUAUUUUAGCUUGUAAAACCCCAAAGAGGACCACAUCCUCCAGACUGGAGUGGAAGAAGCUGGGGAGGGGUGUCUCCUUGGUCUACUAUCAACAGGCUCUCCAAGGUGACUUUAAAGACCGUGCUGAGAUGAUAGAUUUCAACAUACGGAUCAAAAAUGUUACAAGAAAUGACGCUGGAGAGUAUCGCUGUGAAGUCAGUGCUCCGACUGAGCAAGGCCAGAACCUGCAGGAGGAUACAGUCAUGCUAGAAGUACUGGUGGCUCCUGCUGUUCCUUCAUGUGAAGUACCCACUUCUGUUAUGAGUGGCAGUGUUGUGGAGCUACGGUGUCAAGAUAAAGAAGGAAAUCCAGCCCCUGAGUACAUAUGGUUUAAAGACGGCACGAGUUUGCUAGGGAAUCCAAAAGGCGGCAUACACAACAACAGCUCGUACACAAUGAAUACGAAAUCUGGAAUUCUGCAAUUCAACACGAUUUCCAAGAUGGACAGUGGAGAAUAUUACUGUGAGGCCCGAAACUCUGUUGGACAUCGCCGGUGUCCUGGGAAACGAAUGCAAGUAGAUGUUCUCAACAUAAAUGGCAUCAUAGCAGCUGUUGUGGUGGUGGCCUUCGUGGUUUCUGUAUGUGGCCUUAGUAUAUGCUAUGCUCAGAGAAAAGGCUACUUUUCAAAAGACACUUCCUUCCAGAAGGGGAGUCCUGCAUCUAAAGCCACGACAACGAGCGAAAAUGAUUUCAAGCACACAAAAUCCUUUAUAAUUUAAAAGAAUUCUACUUUUGAGAUGCACCAAAACCACAGUUGUCACGCACGUUAUUAAAAUAUUGUAAAACUCUGCUUUGUCUUACAUUUGCAAAGAGGUGGACGAAGAAAUGAAAGUGGGAAUUCAUCAUAAUUGUUAUGACCUCUAACUCACAAGAAGUAUUUUAAGCAAAAUGUUCUUGCCAUCACUAAAAUACAAUCUGACAUCUUGUGUCUGACCUAAAGUGAAAUGUCUGGUAAUAUUCUGACUUUUUGAAAUGCAAAUGAAUGUCAUUUUUGGAGUUGACUAUACCAUACUGACUGUAAAGCUAAUAAUCCAAGAGGCAAGAAUACACUGUAUGUGCUCUCUCCCUGCAAGAAUGGCUUAUGUGUUCAGGAAAUACUCUAACGAAUGGAAACUGUUCAAAAAAUUCCUACCAGAAUCCUCUACUUACCUCUAAAUAAUCUGGGUUCCAUUGUCCUGUGUCUCUGUAUCUCUGUAAGGGAAUCCCAGGGCUGAGUCUCACGUCUAAGGGUUUGCACUUUAUAUUUUCUUUCACUUCUCAGAACCAAAAGCAACUUGAAGGGAGCUGCUACUGCCAUUUCUUCAGAGGCUUUUGGAGAGGCUCAGUGACCUGGACAUCAGAGUGCACUACUCGAACCUACACAACUCCACAGACACCUUUCUGUGCUUGAGUGGUAACCUUUUAUCUGUCUCUAAAGGCAAUUCUGAACUGGGCUAGUUCCUCCCUGAUGAAGAUAAAGGGGUCUCAAUUUAUUUAUGAUGGAACAGGGGCAUAGGGAGAGAAGCAUUUGCCCCAAAAGUAAAAGGUAGAUGAACAAGCUCAUUUUGACUGUGACCCAGCAAAGGCACAGGAGAAACUAUGGGUGAAAUGAGACAGGGAUCUAAUGUCUUCUGAACUGGUUAUCCACAAAGGCCACCAACCAGCUAGUGUCAGAAUAUGAAAUUCCCAGGGCUCAACAGGAAAACCAGUCCUGCUGGGGACUGGCUUACAUAUAUAUAUAUAUAUAUAUAUAUAUAUAUAUAUAUAUAUAUAUAUAUAUAUAUAUAUAUAUUAAAUGUAACUGGGGAUGUCUAGUUCUGGGUAAAAAAGCACGAAAGGUCCCUUGCUCCCUUUAUCAGCUUUGAACAUGGUCAAGCUGGCUUUCUACCCAAAAGGCAAAGCAGAUUCUCAGGAUUCUCGUGAUAAGCAAACUAGCUAAGUGGUCAGUGAGUACCUGCUAGUGAUCUGGUCACUGGGGUGAUGCCCACUGCCAUACUGCUCCCUUUAACUUUGUGGCCUUGAACCCUUCCUAAUCAGUAGCCACCUUCCCAAAGGGCUGACUUCUGUAAAAUGCCUCAGCCCUCAAGGUCAGACUCAUACUUAAUCGAGCCAGCAAGCUAUACAGAACAAGACAGUAAUAAUUCAACCCACAUGGUUCUUGUUAUAACCACUCAACUCUGUCACACAGUGUAGAGUACAAGUGUGUCAGUGAUGCAGAUGGGUUGCCCACAGAUCCAAGCUCCUUGCUCCUUUCGACAAAGAAACACCUAUGGUGUACAAGAAAUCAGGAUAAAUGUUGCCUAUGCCAUGACUAUGAGAUUUGCUCUGGCAGGAGGAAUGCUAUCCUUCUGCAGUGCAGUUGCAGUAGACAUACAACUCUCAAGGACAUCUCUUUAGGCCCACAUAGUAUCACAAGACCAACUGCAUCAACUUAUAUGACACAAAUCACAUCGUGAGAUGACAAUUACGUAGUGCCUUACCUUCACUAGUAGAUGAAAAGCUUCUUUUUAAGACACUGAAGACUGAAGGUUCAUUUUGUGCAGUGUAAACAUCUAAUAAAAUCUGUGCCAAACACCUACUAUAUAUCCUUAACUACUGUAUACAGCUACGCAGAAAUCAUUGUAUAAAGAAUGCUUUCUUCUACACAAAGGACCUAACUGCACACUAAUCUUCUAGUUAUUAAGUCUAUCUGGGAGUCACUGCCAUGAAGACUUGUCUACUGUUUUCUGAGACUUGAAAUCUAACAUUGUGUCAAAAUCUAAUUAUAGUUUCUAGAACAUGUUGAUUUUAUUUUUCCACAGUCAAAGUCUAAUAAGGGUCUAGAAACUAUGAGAGAAAGUUUUGUUUUAGUAUUGCCACUGUUGUAACUAGAUUCAUCUUAUUUUUAGUCCGGAUAGGGGUUAACUUAGCUAAGCCUGGAUGUUUAUUUUUUUAAUACAACUUUACAAAGAACUUCCUUCAUUCUACAACUCACUUUGUUUGAUUAAAGUUCACACUACAAAAAUAGCUAUGCACAGCUCAACUUUUUAGUCCCAUUCAACAGAGGGGGGGAAGUCACUCACCUAUUGUUCAGUAAAACCCAGGAAACUCCUCCCUCCCUUACACCUGCAGCUGUGAGGCUGCUCUAGCAGUCUACAAUCAAAGUCUCACUUGUCUCUCAGCUUGGACACCUGCCAACCUCUAACGUCAGAGAAUAAAAGGGUCAAUUACUUAUUGGAUGUUUUGUGAUGUCAGAGGCUGAGGGUAAGGGAGUGCAAAAUCUCACUUCUCUUCCAAGACGUUAUGAAGAGGAGCCUGUUGUUUGCAGUCAACGACUGCUCGGCUUUGCAGUGCUGUUACUGGAGGAGCUGGGGUCUACUUUUCCUUCAUUUUAAAUUCUCCAGUUGUCACACCUUCUCUUCAUCCUCAGUAACUUCUGGGUCACCCACUCCACCCCCCUGGUUCCCAAACCUAUCUUUAUCAAACUUCAGCAUUUAAAAACAAAAAGAUACAAGAGAAUCUUAUACACAACCAACCCACAACCCACUUUUUUUGUUGCCUUAUUAUUCAGCAGACUGAACUGUUUGUCUUUACAAUUUACUCUGCCUUUUUGGAUACAUUUGUAAUACUUCCCCUGGACCAUUAGUCCUCAUCACAAGUUAUGGAAAUCCUAUUUACUCCUGACGGACAAGUCAAAUUCAACUCUCUGUGGGACAGCCUUCUCCCAUUUUCCAGCUGUACGUUUUGUCUCUGAAUUUCAGUGGCAUUUGAUUCUUCUGUGGUAUUUAUUGAUUUCUGUGUUAUAGUACAGGUAGGUAUGUAUAUGACAUCUUUACCAGCCUGAAAACCUGAGAAAAGACCAAUGUUGUACAGAUCUUCAUAAACCCUAAGGUAUUUAAUAGUAUCUGACAUGAAAAGUUUCUAAAAAUGCUGAAUAUCCGUGAAGCACAAAGAAUGAUUAAAUGUAAGCAUCAACUUAGAAUAUUAAUAAAACAUUGUAUUCUGAUACAACACA
This is a messenger RNA of Arvicanthis niloticus (Nile rat), 4513 nucleotides long. It is a transcript of the gene Jam2, whose product is annotated as junctional adhesion molecule 2. Gene Ontology annotation, biological process: leukocyte cell-cell adhesion. Gene Ontology annotation, cellular component: tight junction; plasma membrane; cell surface. Lineage: Eukaryota; Metazoa; Chordata; Mammalia; Rodentia; Muridae. The record is from RefSeq and is a predicted model, not a curated record.